UUGACAUUGCUCGGCCCAGAAGAAAAGAGGAAGGACGAGUGCAACUUCUCUUCACGCUUCUUCUCACCACUCAUUUCCUUCUCGUCUUUUCGUCCCUUCACAUCAUGUCUCUCCCACACGCUAGCGCGUUGGUCUUUCUGCUUCUGGCAGGUUCAGCAGUUGCGGAGGAGCGGGUGAGGUACUCAUCGCCGAAGAUGUGCGCGGUGCGGGGUUCCACCCUGACGCUUCUGUGCUCCUUCACGGCCAUCAUGCCAGUGGUUCGGGUGGUGUGGUGCGUCAAUCACCUCAUCUGUCAUGGGAUCACGCCGUCCGUGUACGACAGCAAUUCGUCAAAGAACAACUGGCGCUACCUGUACCAAGGGGACCUGGAGAGAAACUGCACGCUGGAGAUCCACAACAUCCAGAAGCAAGACAGCACCACUUUCCGAUUCCGGAUGGAAGCCAAUGAGCGCGCCGGACAUUACACUGGCCUCAACGGCGUGCGCGUCACCGUCGUUGAUGGUGAUCCGAUGAUGGUGAAGAGCUCUUCCCCCGGGCGUGUGCGCGAAGGCACUACGGUUACACUGAGCUGCACGUUUCGGUGUUCCUUUCACACACUGAGCGUGCAGUGGUACCGUGAUGGCCACGCCCUCACAGAGUCCGGCCCCGCCCUCCAGUUGACGGCGGAACAGUCGGCCAACUACACUUGCGCCCUGGACGACCGUGCCGACACCAUGUCGCCGCCCUUCAGGCUGACUGUGGAACGACACCAGGCGGACGGACGUUUUGCAGUGCCGCUCAGCAUCUCCUUGGGCCUACUGAUGGUCCUGCUCCUUGUCGUUGCCAUCGCCGUGUUCCUCGUCAAACGCAGGAACCGUCGACCGGCGUCUCGUCAAGAUGGAACAUCUGCUGAAAAGGAGCAUGAGACAGGUGAAAACGUGUACAGUAACACAAUGCCAGGCGGAGAGCGAGCCGGUCCAGAUGGACAGGAAGUGGACCAGAGAACAGACGAAGUCAAUUAUGCCGCCGUACAGUUUAAACCAAAGGCCAUCAACAGGCCGGCGGCGACGCAAGAGGACGUCGUCUACUCGUCUGUAGCACGCCCGUCCCAGUGAUUGCUGAGCACACAGGAAAUGGUGUCCCAAGUCGACAGAAGUGACGAGUUUCAAUAAAGUCGGAAUCGGAGACCAGCAA
Messenger RNA from Hippocampus zosterae (dwarf seahorse), 1173 nucleotides. RefSeq lists its product as uncharacterized. The transcript is spliced from 7 exons. Lineage: Eukaryota; Metazoa; Chordata; Actinopteri; Syngnathiformes; Syngnathidae. The record is from RefSeq and is a predicted model, not a curated record. Bases 105 to 1094 code for a protein of 329 amino acids.